Messenger RNA from Chaetomium strumarium, 954 nucleotides. RefSeq lists its product as uncharacterized. The record is from RefSeq and is a predicted model, not a curated record. The transcript has a single exon. Bases 122 to 862 code for a protein of 246 amino acids. Lineage: Eukaryota; Fungi; Ascomycota; Sordariomycetes; Sordariales; Chaetomiaceae.
GUCCAGGAUGAUUUAUGCUUAGGAAAGGCUGCGUAAAUCCGUGAAUCUGGAGACGACAAUAUGUGUCGCCCUUAUAGAAUGCCCAAUGUCCUUGCAUGCUGUAUAGCCAUUGUCAUUCACAAUGACUGGCAUACGGGGACUAGGUGUGAGUGCUGCCGUAAAACAAUGUGCGCCUUGCUACAAUGGCCGUGAGCCUAUUCGGAGCCGGAACUCCCUAUUCAGCGGGCCAGGGCGGAGCGGACCCGCGCAGGACCCGGCGACGCGGAGCCCGGCGCGCCGGAGCACUAUUUCUACCUCCAGCCCAGUUUCUUCUUCCGAACUUCACGGAAACCAGCAAUCCUCACCAGAAGACCACCCAGCACACUACCCCUUUUCCUACAAGAAUAACGAUGUCGGACACGGCCCCCGGUUCGCCUCGUCGUCCGGAGUCCCCUGCUGCCCUGGUGGCGGAGGGUUCGGCUCCGGCCACCCGCACCACAACCGGAACAGCCGCCGCCGCCGCUCACGCUCCCGCUUCUGCUCCGCCCUCGCCGGUGCGCAGCACCACCACCCCCAUCGCCAGCACCACCUCCGCUCCCGCUGCCUCAACCACGCCCUCUCCGCCCCCGGAGCUGACUUUCGCGCGGCAGCCAGUGCACCGGGCUCUGGGACCUCGCAGGAGCGAGCUGACACAGCAGCUCCGGAUCCGGGCUUUCGCUGCCCGUGCUGUCUUCAACCAUUCCGGCCCUGCCAUCUAUCCCGUUGUGCAGGCCCCCCCCACCCCGCCUCCCACUGCCCCGGCCACCGCCAACCCGCAGCUGUCCGGGUGGUCGACCGUGGUGGCCUCCCAAGCUUCGCAGACGGAGGAGGUGAACGAAGGUGAGUUGUCUAUCUCCUUCAUUCGUCCCAAAGUGCCUUUGGAGCUAGAUAGGGGAUGAACCAGAAAGGAGCGCCCAGGGCUCCCUUUGGGUUGUG